Molecule: messenger RNA, 5744 nt
Organism: Pleuronectes platessa (European plaice)
Lineage: Eukaryota; Metazoa; Chordata; Actinopteri; Pleuronectiformes; Pleuronectidae
Gene: pth1r
Product: parathyroid hormone 1 receptor
Exons: 13
Coding region: 1103-2713 (536 amino acids)
Biological process (GO): intracellular calcium ion homeostasis; cell surface receptor signaling pathway; adenylate cyclase-activating G protein-coupled receptor signaling pathway
Cellular component (GO): plasma membrane
Molecular function (GO): G protein-coupled peptide receptor activity; peptide hormone binding; parathyroid hormone receptor activity
Source: RefSeq, a predicted model, not a curated record
GCGACCUGCAGCCUGCCACAUCUGGAGACGCUUCCCUACACGACAAACUUCUACUUCUUCUCUCCUCUUGGCUCCGCGCGAAACACAGUUAUCGCUCCGUCAGGGUGUCUCCAUAGUAAGUAGAGAUUCUUGAAGCCGAGUUGGCGUUUCCUCUCUCCUCUUAGAGGAAAACUGAGCCCGUUCGGGGGAGUUUUCAUACAUUCGGUAUAGCUGCGUGAGCGCCGCGAUAGAAUUUCGGCAAAAUUACAUAAAUGGCACUUUUAUACGAGUAAUGUUUUCAGAGAGCGACGUGCGUAAAAGGAGAACGCGUGGGGCAGUGUGCGAUGCGUAAAGUGAUUUGCAGCCUCGUACAGUGCGAAAGACUUGAGUUUGUUCACAAAUCUUUGAGAAGUGAAUAAUAGCGUCUCUGCUCUGUCACAAUAUUGUUAUUUACUGCCACAUGCUGGAAGUAAACCCUGUCUGAGACCCUGCUGCCCGAGUGCCUCCAGCACGAGUCCCGGUAGAUGCUGACAUGAGUCACAGGGAAUCAAAUUGGGCAGAAUUCAGCAGCAGACCGGUGAUGGAGUGACACAUCCCGGGCUUAUUUCUGUCCCAAAACACCGACCUAACGCUUUCUGGAAGGAGAGGACUGGAAUCAGGAACAAGGGCGCACGGCUCCAUGCUGAAGUGUUUAAGUUAGUCUGAGGGGAAAUUUAAAAGACCUAAAAAUACAGCGUUGGUUUCUUCCCCUACAAAGACUCAUUUGAACUUCCCACCGCAGAGCGAGAGCGACAUAAAUAGUUCUGACAUGUGGAUGUAAUUUCAGAAGAGGAAAAAAAAAAAGAAAAAAAAAAAAAGAGACAGAUGCAGAGAAAUAAAGUGAGCGGCGCAGCGCCCGAGCAGAGCGUAUAGUAGAUUAUAGGAAAUUAAAGCGAGGGGCAGAGAGAGGCGAUUACAGAGUUAUGGUUUCACAAGCCGCCAUAAGCGUCGCGCGGCCAGAUGGAGUGAAGAACCUCAGCUAUCUCGACCUCCAGGAGAACCAGAGAAAUUAGAGUCGUCUCGUCUGAGCAUCCCCAGCGUCCGUUCGAGCCCCCAGCGGGGUCGAGCCGCCUCAGGGUCAGGGAUGGGAUCCGCUGGGCUCCUCCGCAAUCUGGACUUUCUGCUCAUCUCCCUCCUCAGCAGUUUAUGUCUGGUCUACACAGAUGAUGUGCUCACGAAAGAGGAGCAGAUAGGCCUGUUGUUCAGAGCCAAACGGAAGUGUGAAGGAAACAUCAAGUCAAAGCACAAGGUUCCUGAUGGUUUCUGCUCACCAGAAUGGGAUGGCAUCGUUUGCUGGCCUGAGGGGCCUCCGGGGAAACUCGUAUCCACCGCCUGUCCGGAGUACAUCUACGACUUCAACCAUAAAGGACUAGCGUAUCGUCGGUGUGACGACAACGGAACAUGGGAGCUGGCCACUAUCAACAAGACGUGGGCCAAUUAUAACGAAUGUGCAAAAUUCCUCUACCAUUACAACCACAGCCAUGAAAAGGAGGUCUUCCACCGUCUGUAUCUCAUCUACACAGUGGGCUACUCCAUUUCUCUGGGGUCGCUCAUGGUGGCUGUUGUCAUCUUGGGAUAUUUCCGACGCUUGCACUGCACCAGGAACUACAUCCAUAUGCACCUAUUCGUGUCCUACAUGCUGAGAGCCAUAAGUAUUUUCGUGAAAGACAUCGUACUCUACUCUGGAUCAGCCUUAGAGAACAUGGAAAGAGUCACAGUGGAAGACCUCAAGUCCAUCACCGAGGCUCCACCCGCCAAUAAAACACAGUUUAUCGGAUGUAAGGUGGUGGUGACCUUGUUCAUGUACUUUCUUGCCACCAAUUACUACUGGAUCCUCGUCGAGGGCCUGUACCUCCACAGCCUCAUUUUCAUGACCUUCUUCUCAGACAGAAAGUAUCUGUGGGGAUUUACUCUGAUUGGCUGGGGGGUACCAGCCAUGUUUGUGACAAUUUGGGCAACUGUGAGAGCCACGUUUGCGGACACAGAGUGUUGGGACUUAAGUGCAGGCAAUUUGAAAUGGAUUUACCAAGUGCCUAUCCUGGCAGCUGUUGUGGUUAAUUUCAUGCUAUUUCUGAACAUCAUCAGAGUGUUGGCGACUAAACUACGAGAGACGAACGCUGGACGGUGUGACACGAGACAACAGUACAGAAAAUUGUUGAAGUCCACGUUGGUGCUGAUGCCCCUGUUUGGUGUCCACUACAUCAUAUUCAACGCCAUGCCCUACACGGAGGUGUCAGGAGUCCCCUGGCUCAUCCAGAUGCACUACGAGAUGCUGUUCAACUCCUUCCAGGGAUUCCUCGUCGCAAUCAUAUAUUGCUUUUGCAACGGGGAGGUACAAGCUGAGAUCAAAAAGUCGUGGAGCAGGAGGACUCUGGCGCUGGACUUCAAAAGAAAAGCUCGGAGUGGCAGUAACACAUACAGCUACGGACCUAUGGUGUCACACACCAGUGUUACCAACGUCACUGCCAGAGGGCCGCUGGCGCUGCACCUCACCACGAGGCUGGGCCCGGUGCCCGUGAACGGGCACAGGAACCUGCCCGGGUACGUGAAGAACGGCUCGGUCUCAGAGAACUCCAUACCAUCGUCGGCACAGGAGCUCCACAUUCCCGAGGAGGAGCACUCAGCUAACACGAGGCCCUGCGAGAACGAGAAACCCUCGCCUGUGGUCGAGGAGGAGCGGGAGACAGUCAUGUGACCGCCAGGCCGCUGUACAAGAAAACUACAUGAACGCAGGAUGGUCUGAAGGGGACGACUGCAUGCGUCAACACUGCCAGUUUAUCUUCCUCCUGUGAAUCAAGCCUGAACUGUACAGACCAAUGAGGCUCCAGGCGAAAAUGUUGCAUCAGUCGUGUGAGCUUCAUUUUUGUGGCUAAUACUGUUUAAAGAAGCUCCUGCCACAGUGAAUGUGUAAAAGACUGACAAGCAGACUGACUUAUUUCUUUUUCCACCGUUGUUAUCUCGUUCUCUCAUUCGCUUUUGUGGCAAACGUCUUGUGCUCAGCUUUUGUGCAUAAAUCAAACCGAGGUUAGUCGCAGUCGUCACCAGGAACAGCCUUAAUCACCGAUGUAGAGGGAGUUGGAUUUGGAGUGCGCUCAGUGGCAGUUCCAUCAGCCACUGGUUUCCAGAUUAAGUCAGUGUGAGAAGACCAAAUUCACCCACGGCAUAAGAAGAGGAGUUAAUGCUACUAUUAUGGGCCGACUGUUCAUUUGUUCUGCAUCGACUCGAAGGUACUCAGGUAAUUGAAGUCCUCUGUUGUUUUGCGCACCUAUUUUUAUACAUUUAAAGUGGUGUUUUAGCCUGGUCAGCGUUUCCCUUCAGGAGACGUUAUAUAAGGCUUGUGUCAAAUGUUUUUUGUACAGUUUGUGCUGUUUAGAAAGACCCAGUAUUCAUCGCUCUAAUUACAACAGAUGUCGAGGAGUUCAAAUGAAUGUUUCAUAUUCAAAUUCUCUGCAAGCCACACACACACACACACACACACACACACACACACACAACAUGAUGCCAAAGUGAGAGUAUUUCUUUGAAGAAGUUGUCUCCGUCAGUGUUAGCUGAGGUAAAGAAGAGCUUAAUGGAAAUCUGACACAAAUAGUAUCAUGUGUUCUCGGCAAAGUUUUCAAAGGAAGAGAGACAACCCCCCCCCCCCCAUUCCAAAACACAGGCCGCAGGAAAUGGCCGUAUAUUGCAGCGGAAUGUUAAUUAAAUGAGGAAUGAGGAAAAUCUCAAAUUCCCUAGGAAUUCCAAGAGUGACAUUUGUGGCGAAUAUGAAGGAAAACCCAGAAAUGAAUAACACACAGUAUAGUUUUUACAGAUGGUCCAGUGUUAUGCUGCUUUUUGAUGUAUAUAUAAAAGUCACAAUGUUUACAAAGGUCAGAAAUACAUCCUAAUUGUGAGCUAGUAGUCUUCAUGUGUAUGGAUACGUUGUAAAGCUAUGUUUCAGUGUAUAUCUCUUUUUUCACAUGUUUGUUUACGGAAUGUUUGCAAUAUUUUAUUCAUGUAAAUAGUCCCCCCACGAAAAAAACAACAACUGGAGAAUAUAUUUACAGGUGACAAAGGGCAUUCAAACUUCUUUCAUGAAGAAUUCCACCAGAUAUUUUAAACUUAAUUCUAUUAACUUACAUAUUUUGCAGGUUAGGUCACAAAUUCCAAAUGCCAAAGAGAAAAGGUCACAGAGAAAAGGUCACAGAGAAAGGUCACAGAGGGUACACAGGUAACGGUGUCACCGGUGACCAAAACGUCUUAAAUUCACCCUCUCCCCGAAAGAGAAAAAAAGCUAAAGUGCUACUGAUAGUUAGUGUAAGAAAAUGAAAAGAGCUCAGCCCCCGUGUAGAUUGAUGUUUUUGAAUAUAAAAUAUGAAAUGUCCUGUAAAAUAAACACAAAGCAAAAUUGUUUGUGUCAAAGGAGAAAAAAACUCUCUGCGGCUCAGUAACAAAAAGUUGGUCAUGCUGGUAGUAAAACCAUAAUGAUAUUACAACAACAUGUCCUAAAUAAAUCGGCCUAUAAAUGUUCUCCAUUCAAACAGAAACACUACUACCUGUUGAAAUGACGUCACUCCCUAAAUUAGAAUGGGAAACAAACACUAGUGUAAAGAAUUUUGCAAAAACAUGACUUUUGGGUAUGAAAACACUUCAUAGUCAAAAUAUAUCUCUGAUGGAUUCGUGAUUCACAUCAGAUUCAGAAAAAUUUAGUUUUUACCAAUAUUUGUGGCGAGCGCUCUCGUCCAGUGUGACUUCUCACUGACUUAGUUAUGCUCCCAUUACACAGAUUUGCUAGGAUUGUGCUUGAGUCACUCCUUAAAGGUUAAAUCCUGGUCUGCUCAGUUUGUACUGGCCUCAAGUCAAUCCAGCAGAUUUACACUGCUUCUCAAAGAGUAAAGUUCGAAAACACUAAAUCAUGUUACAAACGUCUGUAACUGUUUUCCCAUCAGGUGGUUGUUUAUUAGAUAAAUCCAGUCAUAUUCUAUACGUUUCUAUUAACAGACUAAAUGGACCCAGCUCGGAUGUUAGCACGAGGAUCGCUCGCGAUUGCGACUCGAGGUUGAGAGGAUUGUCUACAGCAGUAAUUACAUUUGGCUGCAGGCCACAGAGACGGAAAAAGGCCGAGACUGAGGGAACCCUCUCUAGAUAUUACAGUUUCAUACCAUCAGUAGAGUUUACAGUAUGUACAAGAUUUAAGACUGCGUCUGACUGAGGGAGUUGUUCCUCAGAUUCUCUCAGACUUUCCACCAACUGCCGCUGGGCAAGUAAACAUGUUGCCGUUGCAUAAUCCAGGUUCUUAAUUAAAAAAGAGGGGCGGAAUCAGAGCAUGAAAAUAUUAUAUUAUGAAAGAAAAACACUUGGAAAAUUAUAUAUUUGAGCACUUUAAUACCCUAUAAUACAUUAUUUUGUUCUGAUUGUAUCAUGUAAAAUGAUUGUGUUUUGGAAUCAAGUGUACAAUAAGGCCAAUUACCAUAGAGCUAAUGUUGUAUUUCAUUAUUUUCAAAUACCUCUCAUGGACGUAUAUAUUGUGUUUUGUAUACAUUGUCUUCUAUUUAUCUUGUGCCGAAAUGUGCUCAGUGGCGUGGACGGUGUUCUCCGACACACGCCUCACUCUCUCAUCACUCCAUCGUGAUGUGGGCACGUUGUAGAUAUCAGUGUAAACGUGGAAGGUGAAAUAGGAAGAAGGUUCCUGGUCUUAUAAUGUUCAUCAGUGAAUUGUGAAUAAGUCAAUAAAUCUGUACUCACAUGUU